Effrenium voratum is the source of this 909-nucleotide messenger RNA. The record is from the annotation of a GenBank genome assembly. Lineage: Eukaryota; Dinophyceae; Suessiales; Symbiodiniaceae.
AUGGGCUUUGCGCCCGCGCCGCCGCCUCCGGUGGAUAUCGAGAACUUGACGGCUGCAGCCUUCGAAGAGAAGGUGGUGAAGUCGGUGAACCGCAGCGAAGCCGCCUAUGGAGCGAUCGUUCUCUUCCACCUCGAUGGCGAGGCCUUGCCGGACUUCCGCCAGGCCAAGUCCAGGAUCGAAGAAGGGCUCAGAUCAGGCGAUGUCCUGUUCUUCCGGCCGAUCCGCUUCUUUCUGGUAGACUGCUCUGAGGAGGCAGAGCUCUGCCGUCGCUACACCUCCAGCUUUCCCUGCAUCCUCAGCUUCCGAGAGGAGCGGAUGAAGCCUUUCAACAGGCCGAUUCAUUCGGAGCCGCUUGCGCUGUGGAUCACGCGCAUGGCGCGGCCCUCCUUCUUUGUGCUCGACACCUAUGAGCAAUGGGCCGCAGCCCAAGCACGGCCCUUCGCGAACUUCCUGCUCAUCGUUGCCGAGGAGGAUCAGUAUUCCCUGGAGGUGUGGCAGGAGUUGGCUUUGGAGAACAUGGAGUUCCACAACUACUACGUGGCAGUGGACGACACAGGAGUCUGGAGCGCUUUGCCGGGGCCGAGACCUUCGGUGCACCUCACUGCGCAUCAGGACCUGCAGCUGGAUGCGCCCCACUUCAUUUGGAGGGGCGACAAGGCGAUGCUGAGGAGCUGGCUGGCCAUCAGCGCGCUGCCGGUGCUGCUGGAGCUCACGCUCGCGGCCUUUCGGGAUCUGCCCAUAGGUCUCCCCCUGGUGGCCUUGUGCCAUAGCCACAACGCCUCCGCGCUGGCCGCCUUCCGGCGCCGCGCGCAGGCCAUGCGAGUCUCCUUGCUCUUCGCCUUUGCAUCGCUGGACAUUGACUCCCGAGAAGGUCAGCUCUUGGCGAGGCGGGGAGAGCUUUCCGACUGA